GUGAACCGCAGCGGCCGCUGUUACUACGGGAAGCUAAUAGAGGAGUAACGGGGAUUUUGUCGUCGGAUAACCGGACACCUCGUCUGUCUUGUGGGGGGGCCUUGAGACACGGGGGCGACGCACCAUCGAGGCGGCGAGCCCGCAGUAUCCGGACGGAGAUGCUGAAUAUGUGGAAAGUCCGAGAGCUGGUGGACAAAGCCACUAAUGUGGUGAUGAACUACUCGGAGAUCGAGUCCAAGGUGAGAGAGGCCACCAAUGACGACCCCUGGGGACCCUCCGGUCAGCUAAUGGGAGAAAUAGCCAAAUCUACCUUUAUGUACGAGCAGUUCCCAGAGGUGAUGAACAUGCUGUGGACCAGGAUGCUGAAGGAUAACAAGAAAAACUGGAGACGAGUCUACAAGGCUUUACUGCUGCUGGCCUAUCUGAUCAGGAACGGGUCUGAAAGAGUCGUCACCAGUGCCAGAGAACACAUCUACGACCUGCGGUCUCUAGAGAACUACAACUUGAUUGAUGAGAAUGGUAAGGAUCAGGGCAUCAAUGUGCGUCAGAAGGUGAAGGAGAUGGUCGAGUUCAUCCAGGACGAUGACAGACUGAGAGAGGAGAGGAAGAAAGCCAAAAAGAACAAAGAUAAAUACAUUGGAGUCUCCUCUGACAGUAUAGGAGGAGGAGGAAGUGGAGGAGGAGGAAAUGGAGAAGGAGGAGGAGGAGGAGGAGGAGGAGGAGGCGGCGGCGGCAGCGUUAAGACCUCAAAUGAGUUGGAUCGCAGUAAGUGGGAUGAGGACUGGGAUAAGAGCAGAGGAGCUUUCCCCUUUAGCGAGAAGCUCGGAGAGAUCAGUGACAAGAUCGGCAGCACCAUCGACGACACACUCAACAAGUUCAGAAAGAAGGAACGAGACGACUCGCCCGACAGAAUCAGUGACAACGAGGAGGACAGAGCGUCGAGAAACGGCAGGCAGGAAACCCUCGAGUUCAAAGAUGAGGAGGAAACUGUCACAACAAAGAGCAUCCAAAUCACACAAGCAACAGAAACCACCACCACCACCACGCGGAAACGCAGCGGAGCAACGAGCAGCAAGGCUUUGGACCUCGGUGCUGCAGCCCAUUAUACUGGAGACAAGAGCCCAGAGGAGAAGUCAUCAGUCAGGCAGUCUUCCAGUAGCGGUCUAGCUAACCUGCUAGUGAUUGACCCUUUAUCCAAUCAGAGCACUGCAACAGGUGGCAGUUCAGACCUCAUUGGUGGCUUUGCUGACUUCUCCUCUCCUGCAGCCUCUGCCAGCCUCCCAACCUCCGCUGCUGCUGCACCACCCAAUGGAAAUGGAGAAUUUGGGGACUGGAGCACUUUCUCGGCCAAUACACCAGUUUCGUCUUGCUCUGGUCCCUCCCAGCCCGUCACUGACCUGUUUGGCAGCGUCCAGUCCACCGCAGCCCCGGCCUCUAAUACUGCCCCACCUUCUACCGAGCUCUUUGACCUGAUGGGCGGAGUCAACCAUCAACUAACCAAUCCACAUACAACACUGAGUGCCUCUCAGAGCAUGACUUUCUCUCUGGGAGGUGCAACGCCAGGAUCAAUGCCAACCAUGCCCCUUUCUCGCUCUCAGCAGAGCUUGGGAGGCAUGACAUCUCAGCAGCCCAUAGGACAACAGCAGAAGGUUGGUGUUGGAGGUCCAGGAUCAUUAGGGUCAACCUGGUCUGACCCCUCCGUCAACAUUAGUCUGGACUUCCUAUCAGCAGGCCUCAACCCCACGAAGACACCGCCCACACUCAACAAUAUCAUGCAGCAACAAGGACUACCUCCGGUUAGCCUGUUGACCCAGAGCUUCGGAGGACUGAACCUCAGCUCCCCGCCCCACGUUACACCCAGCAGACCACCAGCCAAUCCCAUGAUGGCAAGCAAUGCAAUGACGAUGGGAAUGCCUGCAUCAAUGGCAUCGAGUAUGCCCCCUUCAAUGACCACCGGGACCAUGGGGAUUGGGGGAAUUCCUGUAAACCAAGGCAUGGUGGGAAUGAACAUGAGCAUGAAUAUGGGCAUGGCCACUCCAGUGAUUAUGGCUGGCAUGGGAGUGGGCCUAGCACACUCCAUCACCCCAGCCGUGGUUCCACCCAAACAGGAUGCCUUCGCUAACUUUGGCAGCUUUGGGAAAUGAAGGAGUGCAAAUGUGUGAGUGUGAGUGUGCAUGUCUGACAUUUUGAGAGUGUGAACCAGAGGACUGCUGUACUUGAAGACAACCUUGCAUGUUUCUCUCUCUGCUUCUGCUGUCUUUGGUUGAGCCGGCGCCAGUGAUCCUUCACCAUGCCAGUCUGUCGACAUGAUGUUGGAGGUUGGGGUUAGUGCCCACUGCUGCCCUUCACCCAUUUGAUGUGUGGAAUGAUGUCACACAGGAGGACGCCUGAAGAGCAGGGAAGGUGUCAACCCACAGCCGCGAGUCAUUACUUUCCUGUGUGGAAAAGCUCCUCUUUAGCUGUUUUUAUAUAUGAACUGCAGUAUGUCCUCCUCCAUUACAAAAAAUCACUGCAAAAGGUUUUUUUCUCUGUAAAUGUACAGAGAAUCAAUCAGUAGGAUUAACUCCAAUACAAAUGGCAUUGCUGCCUUCAUUUAGCAUUUUAGCCUGAGGUAUUGCAAUAAAAUGAAUCAUUUCAACCAAACUUAAUCGUAAAAUUUAAGCCAUUACAUUAUUGCCAGAGAGAACAGUAACAUAAUGUUGCUGGUGCAUACUGAAUCCGUACUCUGGCCCUCCAGCAGAGGGCAGGAUGGGUCUCUGCCUUGAGAUAACGCUGCAUCAUGGAAUUUAUUCUUGAGACAUAUUUCAGUGGAUGAAUUGCACAUUACAUCCGUUUCCUCCCCUCUCCUCUUUUUAUCAGGCCCGAAGCAGUUCUCAGUAAGUCAAUGUAAAGUAGGACACCUACAGUUUUAUUGAUGUUUAAAAGACAACAUGAGUGAAACCUUGAACUGCUCAGAACAAAUGUCCCUAAACUACUGUUGGGCUCUUUAUAUUACAAUAAUUAGUCAGUUAAAAGUUACAAUUUUCCUCUACUUUCCAUUUUGGAUGCCUCUGUCAGAUUAAUGCCUGAUAAAGGGUUCAGUCAGUAUUUUAUUUUGAAUACUAGUCAUUCAUAGUUUCUUUUGAUGCUCCUCCUGAUGUUGCUUCAGACAUGAUGUGGGACACGUGACUUUAUCUCAGCAUUGCUUUCUGACCCACAUAGAUCUCUUCUAUCUAUUGUACUUUUUCAUACAGACACUGUUUAUGGAUAGAGGUACAGAAUAAGUUUUUGUUUUUUUCAGUCUUUGCCAACAGGCUUCGGGAAAAGAGGGUCAACGAUGGUCACCAUCUACAAGACUGAACAUUACAAUCCUCUAUACUUCUUCUGUGUUUAAGGCAGUGGCUCCCCUCUCAAUGUGUGUGGGUCAACACAGCAAUGUACCUUUAAUUACAAACAAUAUUUGCCAGCAAACAUUUUUCUGCCUGCAGCUCUCUUGGUGGUCUCUUGGUGCACCUCACAAACUGGACUAGAAAAUACUCACAUGGAUUACACACAUUGGAGGACAUUUUCUUUCGUUAGCUGAGUUUUAAUAAAGGAUUUCUAAGGUUGAGAUCAAUCUAACGGGUGUUGGGGGUCUCAAGUGAAGUGUGUGUGUGUGUGUGUGUGUGUGUGUGUGUGUGUGUGUGUGUGUGAAAAGAGUAAAUGAGUGUGUGUGACUUUGUGUAUGGGUAUAGUUCUCUGUUUGAUGUGCAAACACAGCUAAGCAGAGCCUGUUGUCAUUUUCUGAGGCACUGCACUCCAAAUGACCAAAUCUUUAUUUUGUUACUCUGAGGAAUGAUUCCAUAGUUAUUAGUUUAAUACUUUUCUUAGUUUACUUGUAAGGUUAUGUUCAUACGGGAGCUACUAAUAACAAUUUAGUUAAAGGGAACCAUGUUUUUUUUGUUGUUUUUUUUCGGUACAGCUUGUUUCAUUUGAUUGUACUCUAUAUUUUCUGUACUUCAUUUGAAAUUAAAUUAUAACAUUAAAGAUUAAAUCUCCUUGUAGGCUUUUUGCAUCAUGC
Messenger RNA from Anarrhichthys ocellatus (wolf-eel), 4039 nucleotides. Its product is annotated as clathrin interactor 1-like. Gene Ontology annotation, molecular function: phospholipid binding; clathrin binding. NCBI's taxonomy places the organism in Eukaryota, Metazoa, Chordata, Actinopteri, Perciformes, Anarhichadidae. Gene Ontology annotation, cellular component: clathrin vesicle coat; endosome; plasma membrane. The coding region runs from base 159 to 2144 and encodes 661 amino acids. Gene Ontology annotation, biological process: endocytosis. The transcript is spliced from 12 exons. The record is from RefSeq and is a predicted model, not a curated record.